UUCCGGAGCUGUCCAGAUUUGUUCGUUUCCCUUGCUCGAACAUCCCCGACCCGGAGCUCAUUCAUUUCGUACAACUGUUUCGGUAAACAUCUACUUUGUGGAGGCCAAAAAUGAGACAAUAGAAACAGAUUUUCCAAAUUCGUAGCCAAGGAAACGCCUCGAUAUAUUUCUUCGGCACAAAAACGAACAAAAUUGGUUUCUUAGUUUCCAAAUUUCGAACUCGAUAAACCAAAGGCCGAGAAAGUCCCUUUCGAAGUCCCUGAGUGCGCGACAGUUGCUGGCCAUCAUGGUGGUUAUCGUCUGCAAGUUCGAUCCCUUCUAUGUGGGUCCCUGCCCCCCUGGCUGCUGCGCCCCCUGCGGUCCCUGCGGUCCCUGCGGACCCUGCGGACCCUGUGGGCCCUGUGGACCCUGUGGCGGCUGUGGUCCUUGCGGGCCCUGUUGUGGUCCUUGCGGGCCCUGCGGUGGGUGCUGCAGCUCCUGUCCCUGCGGCUGGUGAGAGGAUCACUGCGCGACUGUACCGCCCUGACGAUUAGUGCUGAAGAAAUAUGUUGCUGUUCGAAAACUAGAGCCUUGGAGGGGUCCACGAAACACCCAACACCUGCGGUGGCAUCCCCAACGUAAUAAAAUGAAUCUGCAACAAAAGA
Drosophila persimilis is the source of this 644-nucleotide messenger RNA. Its product is annotated as male-specific sperm protein Mst84Db. The record is from RefSeq and is a predicted model, not a curated record. NCBI's taxonomy places the organism in Eukaryota, Metazoa, Arthropoda, Insecta, Diptera, Drosophilidae. The coding region runs from base 287 to 496 and encodes 69 amino acids. The transcript has 2 exons.